CCCGGACGCAUUUCUCAAAUGCACCAAACACUGCACGUGAAUGUAACAACUCUGUUGGUUUGGUUUGGUUUGGCUUGGCUUGGAUCAAUUCGCAAAAACUUGUUUUUAUAGUUGUAGAUAUACAACUAUAUUUUUUGUAAUUUAUUGUUGUUCAAAGGACAACGCCUGUUAGGUCUGAAGGAGUGGUUAAAGACGGGACACUGCCAUGGCUUCUUUAGGUCAACAAGGAGGCGAAGACAGCGAUGAUGGAAUGGACGCGUUCAUGGAUAAAUUUAAAACCCAAAAAUAUAAAAAUGGGUUUAAUGAAAGCACUUGGGAAGAGGAGUUUGACAAGAUUCCCAUGUUCAUGAAGAAAGCUCCGGCGGAUAUUGACCCCGCCUCACACCCAGAUCUGGCAUGCAUUCAGUCCAUUAUUCAUGACGAUGAUCGGACCCCUGAGGAAAAGGCCCAGAGUCUCAAGGCUGAGGGCAACGAGUACUUCAAGGAGAAGAACUAUAAGAGGGCCAUUGUGUCCUACUCCGAGGGACUGAAGAUAAACUGCACUGACUCCGAGCUCCACGUCGUCCUGUACACCAACAGAGCUGCAGCACACUUCCAUCUGGGCAACAUGCGUUCUGCUUUGAAUGACGCUGUUUCAGCCAAGAAACUCAAGCCAAACCACCUCAAGGCUCUGCUGAGAGGUGCCCAGUGUUGCAUGCAGCUGCGUAACUAUGGCGACGCUCUGCAGUGGUGCGACGAGGGUCUGAGUGUUGACCCUACAGAUAAGAAACUACAGGAACUGCGCAGAACCGCCGACAAACAGAAGAGGGAGGCAGAGAGAGACGCCAGGAAAGCCAUGCUGAAAGAAAAGAAGCAGCGUGAGCAGACGGAAGCUCUGCUGGCCGCCAUUAAGGAGCGCGGAGUGAAACUGUUGAGAGUCCAGAAGCCCGCCAGACGAGCCUCGGGCAGCGAGGAUGAGGAGGAGGGUGACGAAGGCCGAGUGGCUGCUGGCGUGGCGGAGCUUGUCCUGGACAGGCUGGUGUCCAAGGAGGCAACGGGGGAGCGCGUCUUCCUGGACGAGAACGGCGCCCUCCACUGGCCAGUGCUGUUCCUGUACCCGGAACAUCGCCAGACAGACUUCAUCUCGGCCUUCUGUGAGACGUCGAAUUUCCUGGAUCACCUGGUGGUCAUGUUUGGAGAAGAACUUCCUGCUUGGGACACAGACAGGAAGUACCUCUUCCAAAACCUUCAGCUGUUCUUUGAGGAGGCUGAAAGUGAGCAGUUCCAUCAGGUGGCCAUGACGACGCCGCUCCUCAAAGUCCUACAGCACAGCAGGUAUACGGUCAAGGACGGUACGCCCUGCUUCAUCGUCAUGGUGACCGGGUCGCCAUUCAGCAAGCAGUUCCUGUCUGGGAAGAAAGUCUAUUGGCUGAAGUGAUGACGUGACCUCAGAGGGACAUUUGAUAGACAGUGGGGCCUUCCAGUAGUACCAAUGAGAGACCGCGCUGUGCAUGGCCCGCCCACUUACAGUGUGUUCAAUGCAGAAAAGAAGGAGAGACAGACUGACUGAUUUACUGACUGAUUUACUGACUGAUUUACUGACUGAUUUACUGACUGAUUUACUGACUGACUGAUUUACAGACUGACUGACUGAUUUACAGACUGAC
This is a messenger RNA of Alosa sapidissima (American shad), 1646 nucleotides long. It is a transcript of the gene ttc4, whose product is annotated as tetratricopeptide repeat domain 4. Gene Ontology annotation, molecular function: Hsp90 protein binding. The record is from RefSeq and is a predicted model, not a curated record. The coding region runs from base 206 to 1417 and encodes 403 amino acids. NCBI's taxonomy places the organism in Eukaryota, Metazoa, Chordata, Actinopteri, Clupeiformes, Clupeidae. The transcript is spliced from 10 exons.